GCGAUUGAAGGCAGUGGACGAGUGAGUGAAGAAGAAAAAGAAGAAGAAACAGUGAAUUGGAAUUGGAUUGUGAAGAGAUGAGGAAACUAAGAUGGAUAAUGGAUGGAGGAGGGUUUUGGGAUUUGGACGUUUCAACUCCAAAAACUCUUGAUGGGUUAGCAUGUCCCGUUCCUCAAGACCCUCUUCCUUUGUCUCUGUCACGAGGCACAAGGCUUUCAAGACACAAACAACUCCAUUUCAUGCACCGUUUCAUGCACGCCCCUCUCAUACCCUCCUUUUCCCAACCUCAUGGCCUCACUCUCCAUCAUGUUCUCUCCCUACCCUUUUCUCAAAACUGGUAUGUGUCUUUGCUGGGUCAGUUCAAUUUGCAGAGAUUUGUUUCCUCUGUUAAGAGCAGUGAGGAGAAGCCGGAGCGGCUUUCUUCUUGGUUUAAAACCAUUGGGAGACACCUACGGCAGAAAUCCUUGUAUGCCCUGAGCUUCUGUUCGGAGAUCCAACGUACGCCCGAUGAAACUUUUCUUUUUGGCUUAGAUGCAUAUGGUGACAAUGCCGAUAAGCUUCGUGGGAAAGCAGUCCUCCAGCAUAAGUUUCCAAAUCAUGAUCUAACAGUGGAGGCUGUUUAUCCUGGUCUUUUUGCCGAUAAUACUGGUAAUUACUGGGACGUACCAUUUUCAAUGGCAAUUGAUCUUGCUUCUGUGACUACAAGUGAUUCUUCCACUGCUUAUCAUUUGUCUGCUCGCUACACUUCGGGGUCACCUGAGCUGUUUGGAAAUUUUCAAAAUCAAAGCGAUAGAGUACCACUUACUCUGCUUCCAGGCUUGGCCUUCAAAAGUGCCUUUUCUUACAAGAAGAAAAUUGAACUUUGGAGAAGUGAUGCUCCUAAGAUGAAAUCUGCACAACCAUAUGACAUGUUUCUUUCAAAUCCUAAUGUAUCUGCCUCAGGGAUUGUUGGUGCUGCUGCAACCACCGCCUUUGGGGAUAAUUCGGCAAGAGCACAAGUAGAUGGUAGACAAGGAUUUUUUCUCCAGGCUUCGGGAAUGAAGUCUUCCUUUCUAGCAGAUGUAUUUGCAUCCGCUUCAUUUACAGCCCAACUUGGAAACUUCCAAAAGCUUUUUCUAGAUCUUACACGAUUUCAGGCCCGGCUGGAUUUUCCUUCUGGUUUCAAAUUUCUUUCAGGUGCAACAAGUCUAACACAAGAUCUUCUCAAUUCUCAAAAGCCAAGCAUGGAAGCUCUUCAGGCAAUUUGCCCCAAUGCUACCUUAUCCCUUCAGCAGCAGAUUGUUGGUCCUGUCAGUUUUAGAGUUGAUUCAGGUUUUAUAAUUGAUCUGAAGAACCCUGAUUGGCCUAUAUAUGCACAGGAACCUGUAUUUGCAUUGGAAUAUGCAUUAAAAGUACUUGGUUCAGCUAAAGCAGUUGCUUGGUAUUGCCCCAAGCGCCAAGAGUUUAUGACAGAACUUCGCUUCUAUGAAACAUAAGCCAUACAUACCCCAAAUAGGCACCGUAGAAAUCUCUUCUGUUCCUUAAGUUG
Messenger RNA from Abrus precatorius (Indian licorice), 1528 nucleotides. RefSeq names its product protein TRIGALACTOSYLDIACYLGLYCEROL 4, chloroplastic. Gene Ontology annotation, molecular function: phosphatidic acid binding. Lineage: Eukaryota; Viridiplantae; Streptophyta; Magnoliopsida; Fabales; Fabaceae. Gene Ontology annotation, cellular component: chloroplast envelope. The transcript has 5 exons. Gene Ontology annotation, biological process: acylglycerol transport; ER to chloroplast lipid transport. The record is from RefSeq and is a predicted model, not a curated record. Bases 78 to 1475 code for a protein of 465 amino acids.